Messenger RNA from Mycosarcoma maydis (corn smut), 762 nucleotides. RefSeq lists its product as uncharacterized. Gene Ontology annotation, biological process: mitotic DNA replication checkpoint signaling; mitotic DNA damage checkpoint signaling; nuclear DNA replication. Gene Ontology annotation, cellular component: spliceosomal complex; nucleus. Gene Ontology annotation, molecular function: nucleic acid binding; zinc ion binding. The record is from RefSeq and is a predicted model, not a curated record. The transcript has a single exon. Bases 1 to 762 code for a protein of 253 amino acids. Lineage: Eukaryota; Fungi; Basidiomycota; Ustilaginomycetes; Ustilaginales.
AUGACAGGCGACGCCAGAUCGCUUCUACGAGCCGUUGCCAGCGAGCGCGCCAAACUGGGCGCAUCAGGCGUCUCGGACGCUUUCGCCUCCUACUCUGCGAAUGGAGGUCUACGAUGCUCGGCUUGCGACUAUCUUGCCAUCAAGCACGAGAGCCUGUGGGGAGCACAUGUGCUUAGCAAAAGCCAUCGAACUAACGUCGCUCGAAUCCAUAAAGAGGAGCAAGUGCGCCAAGCCGAACUUGAACGCACCAAGGCUGGGAAACGUAAGGCGACGCAGGGAGACGGAAGAGAUGCUUCGCCAUCGGAUGCUGCUGCGGACGCAACUCAUGCACGUUCGACGCUAGCAAGCAAGAAAGCACGCGCAGACACGGAACAAGUAGUGACAGAUACACCGCCAACGCUUGAUCCUGAAUGGGAACUUUUCAAGUCACAGGUGGAAUCAAUCGAGCCUGAUCUAGACCAUCCAAGCGACACUCCAAUAGCGGGUGCUGCGCUAGAAGCGGAACCGCAGUUGAUAUCACAAGACGAUCUUGAUCAACGACAUGAUACAGAUGCUGUUCUUUGGGAGAAAAGCGCAGAAGAGCUGGAAGCAGAAGAGAGAGCACGUAUCGAGCAACAGGAGCGCGAAGAGAUCCUCUCACGCAUGGAAGAGGAGCAACGCCAGCAGGAUGAAGCAGACCAGCGCGUCUCGGCGUUGAAACAGCGUCUGCAGCGUCUCAAGCAAGCACGUCUGGACCGGCAAAAAGCAAACAAGAAGGCAUAG